CAACAGUUCGGUACGUUCCUGAGAAUCCGACUUCCAAAUACUUUUACCUAUAUUUAAGUACAAACCAUACGUCUUUGUUUAUUCAAUGUGAGAAUCUGAGUCUAUGUAAUGUUUAAUAAAAGUUAGUUAAAAAUAACCUUUGGCAGUAUGGUGUCACACCCACAAUCCCGUGGGAACUGUCAUAAGAACAUUACUUUUAACGCAGCCAGAUAGAGAAAUCAACAUCAGAGUGCAUUUUAAUAUGAAACAGUGCGUUUGGUGCAUUUAUUUCUAGAUUCUGGGAUUUUGAUAUAAUGGGACGUAAGCACAAAAAGUCUUCUCAUCAAAAAUCCAAAUGGAAUCAGUCAUCAGUUGAAUGCACCUACGAAUUGGCUGAGCAGGAUGAUACGCAUAAAAAUAAAAAUAUUUUUGAUAUCCAAACAUCGGAUGUCAUGGGAAGAUAUAUUACUGCAGUAAGCAGGAUACAUCAAGGUGAAGUCAUUAUGAGUGAGCUACCCUUAGUAGUAGGGCCAUGUGCUGACUCUGAGGCACAAUGUUUAGGCUGUUAUGAAAACUUGGAAAGGCAAGAAACCGGUUUCACCAGAUGUAACUGCGGCUGGCCAAUUUGUUCAAAAACCUGCCCAGGCCGCAAUCUCCCUUUAGGACAUACAGAAACGGAAUGUAAUAUUUUGAAAAAAUCCAAUUCUGCUAAAAGUCUAAAUCCCAAAGAUCUAUCACAAAUAACACUCCAUCUACAAGCAAUAGCACCGCUGCGAUGUCUUCUUCUACGAGAAGUUGAUCCUUCAAAUUUUGAACUAAUUAUGAGAAUGGAGCAUCAUAACGAUGCACGAAAAAACAUAACGCAAGUAUGGAACACGAAUCAGGUUAAUGUUGUAGACAGGAUUCGAAACGACUGGUGCUUGACAGAAUUUUCUGAGGAUGAGAUUCAUACAGUUUGUGGAGUUCUGGAGGUGAAUAGCUUUGAAAUAGGAAGAAAAAACAAAGCAAGAGGACUAUAUCCAACAGCUUUUUUGAUGAGCCAUGAUUGUGUGCCUAAUACAAAUCAUGUGGAUGAUGAAAAUUAUAAAUUAACUAUCACAGCAUCUACAAUAAUACGUCCAGGUCAAGCAAUAACUCUGAACUAUGCCCCUACAAUGCAGAGUACACUGAAAAGGCGAGAAUAUAUCCUGAACAACAAAUUCUUUGAAUGCUGUUGUAUUAGAUGCUCUGAUCCAGCUGAGCUAGGCAGCUACUUCAGUGCAUUGAUUUGUCCAAAAUGUCAAACAGGACUCAUUCUUUGUGACAAGCCGCUAAGCCUCCAGUCUUCAUGGAGCUGUAAUAAUUUUCCAAAAAGAUGUGUUGGGUAUAAUAUGACCGCUAGGUCUAUGGAACUCCUUUUGAACAGGUAAACAGGUAGUGCUUCAAAACCUUUUAUUUUCUUCUUCGCAAGAUUAUGCUUGUAUAAUGCAACUUUCCAAUGCUGCUUUAUCUCAAAAUCACUUGCUUCCCAUUUUCUAUUUUUUUGUAGGAUUUUCCAGGAAGUCGAAAAAGUUGACUGCAACGACAUCAGAGGCAAGGAAGCUUUCUUGGACAAGUUCAAAAAUGUUCUACAUCCAUCGCAUUACUUGAACUUUGGGGUCAAAGUAUCACUUAGUCAACUUUAUGGCAAGAUUGAUGGUUUUUUAAUUCAUGAACUGGACGACAGUGCUUUGGAGAGAAAAGUCGAGCUUUGCAAAGAAGUUCUUGAAAUAUUCGAUGUAAUUGAACCUGGGUAUACCAGAAUCAGAGGCGUGACUCAAUAUGAAAUCCAUGCCCCAAUGAUGAUCCAGCUCACUCGGCAGCUUUCCAAAGGAUUGGACAUAUCAAAAAGUGAGAUGAAAUCUAAAUUAAGAGAAAUAGUGAAGUAUUUGAGGGAGGCCAAGCUGAUUUUGGAGCAAGAACCUGUAGAGUCUCCCGAAGGGCAAAUGGGCAAAGCUGCUACACAAGCGUUGUUGCAAAUCAAGGAUUGGGAGAAAAUAGUUGGAAAAUUCUAAUUCGUAUUUUAUUUUUAUUUUACUCCUGAGUAUUUUUUAAUAUCUCAACAUUCUCACAAUAAAAAGCUUUAUAACAACUUUCUGAAUUGAUAUUUAAGGUUAACUAUUUUUAUGUAUUAUAAUAAUGGUGUAAUUCUGUGAUAUAUUAACAAAAAGCAAAAUUUACAACUAGGUACACAUUUUUAUCUGUUGAUUAGGGAUGAUAAACUUGCUAAUGGAAAAUACAUGUCAAUAAUUUUUCGUUUUAUGACUUAAACCUGAAAUUUAAUAUUUUAAUUUCGAGACCACAUCAGAUUUCUGGUUUUGUUUUUAUCAUUUUCUUUAUAGUCAAAUGUUAAAUGGCAUUUGUGGCAAUAGGUAACUUCAAUUU
Acanthoscelides obtectus is the source of this 2382-nucleotide messenger RNA. NCBI's taxonomy places the organism in Eukaryota, Metazoa, Arthropoda, Insecta, Coleoptera, Chrysomelidae. The record is from the annotation of a GenBank genome assembly.